Messenger RNA from Cannabis sativa, 1457 nucleotides. RefSeq lists its product as uncharacterized. The record is from RefSeq and is a predicted model, not a curated record. Lineage: Eukaryota; Viridiplantae; Streptophyta; Magnoliopsida; Rosales; Cannabaceae. The transcript is spliced from 2 exons. The coding region runs from base 399 to 1328 and encodes 309 amino acids.
UAUGAUUUGAUAAGUGGACACACCACACGCUUUUCCAAACCCAUGUGAGCUGCACUCCAAACUUUUCACCGCAUUCAUCUCCCCGCAUACACAUUUUCCUUUUCACUCUUUAAUACAAAUAUAGAUGCUUAUUAUAUAUCAUAAGUGAUAUACUACCAAAUUUUGGAUUUUGACUUGUGUUUUUGAAUUUUAUACAAAUUGGUGUAAAACCCAACAUUUUGUUUUUGUUAAUUCGUUUGAGGUCAUCUUCUACUAAAACAUGUUUGUGGUUGUCCACGCUUGGGACUUUAAAGGGUAGAAACUUUUACUUCUGCACGGAAUUUCAACAAAGAUAACCUGGUAUUUCUCGUAGCGUGUGUUUCAGAUACGUUUGGGGGAUGUGAAAUUUUCAGAUAAAGAUGACAUCUUUCAGUGGUUUAGGUCUUGGUUUGAGUCUAGUUUUUGGGUGCCUUCUUUUGGCUCUUAUUGCUGAGCUUUAUUACUUGUUAUGGUGGAAGAAGAAAAGAAUCACAGACAGAGAGAUUGUGGAUGAGUACGGAAAUUUUGCGAAAGAGUUUUUCCAGUUUAUCUGCUGGAAAAGCACAUCUUCUUCUUUGGGUAAUAACCCCUCCCAAGAGAGAAAAGAUUCAGAUUUGAAUGGCCAUGAGGCCGACCCUGAGCUUGGUUUGGGCAAAGAUAUGUUGCUCAAGACCUAUGGAGAAGAAGGUGUGGAGUCAGAGCUCAUGAGACUCCACAAUCUAGCUGGCCCACCUAGAUUUCUCUUCACAAUUAAAGAGGAAACCAAAGAAGAUUUGGAAUCUGAGGAUGCUAAAUCAAGAGGUGAUAGAAGCAGAAAAGGGUCCAGAACAAGGAGCUUGAGUGAUUUAAUGAUGGGUGUAGACACCCCAUUUCUUACUCCUUUGGCUUCACCUAGGCUUAAGUCUUCUCCUUUGAACCCUCUUGAUGCUUACAAACACCAUGGAUUCAACCCUCUCUUUGAAUCCUCCACAGAAACUGAGCUCACCAGGUUGAGAUCUUCACCACCCCCAAAGUUCAAGUUUUUGAGAGAUGCAGAAGAAAAGUUGUAUAGGAGAUUAAUGGAGGAAGCUGAGAAGAGGGCUUCUUUGAAUUUGGUAUCUUGUUCAGAUUCUGGGAUUAAAGCUGCAAUUAAUUCAACAGUAGUAGCUGAUGAGAGAGAUGGGUCUUUGUUCACAUUUAUGAUUGCGAAUGAGAACAAUCAACAUCUGCCUCCACACCCUUCAAGCUCUUCACAGGUACUCCCACUGGCUUCUUCUCCCACUGCUCUCACACAACCACUGGAUAACAGCAAACCCAAGAUUGUGCAUUGAACAUUUUUUUUCCAGUGCUUAGUUUUUCCAUUAGAGACAGAUCUUGGUAAUUAUUUUUUAAUCUGUUUAACUUUUCACGAUCCAUUAUUUGUGUAUUUAUCUCAAAGGCAUUUUUAGUUUCUUCACUAA